GCCCGCAACGCGCCCCUUUCUCGGUACACCAGUUACAGCGCUAAUUGUAGCCACGCAUGCGCAAAAAACCGGGCCCGUCUAACAACACUGCCCCGAUCCUGCCUGGCCGGUUGUUUCCUGCUUUUAGAUACUGCCUGAUACUGCCUGCACUUCCGUGUUACUAAGCUGCUUUUUCUGCAGAACGUAACUGUCCCGUCUCCCACCACUGUCUCGCCGAGUGAUGGGAGACGGGUGGUGGGAGAGACCGCGCAUGCUUUAUCUUUAAAAUUCUAUGUGAUAUUUCCUUAUCACCUUUUUUUCUGUAAGGCAGCAGUUCGAGUCUGGAUCUGGAAAGUUUGCGAGCACCUCUGCAGUGAAUAAUGACGAACGCGAUGGAUAACAAGGAAAAGACAAAGCUCUUUCUCGACUGCGCGAAGUAUUGCAUGCGGAUUGAAAACUAUGAGAAGGCCAAGGAAUUUAUCCACCACGCCCAAAAGCUUUAUCCAACGGAGGAGGCCGAGGAGAUGCUGUGCGCAAUAAAUGGAAUUAACAGAAAAGAAAAAGCAGAACAAUCAAUGAUGGAUUAUUAUGAGCUGGAGUUGCAAUUUAUCAACAAUGUCCUCAAGCUUUAUCCGAGGAAGGAGGCAAAGGAAUUACUGGCAGAAGUACUCUCGGAGAAAAAGCAACCAGAGUUAGCUGACCAAGAGCAGAGACAAGAAAGAAACUCAGACUUUAAUUUCCAUUGGUCCAAAAAAGAAAGAUGGCAGAAAACAAGUAGUCAUGAAUAUUAUGAAAAUUUUACUAAUUGUAAAUUCGAAGCUAAUAUGACAGACAGGGCUGCUUUGAUACUUGGUGUCGGGCUUGGUAUAUUUGGAACCGGUCUUCUUGUGAAAAAUGUAUUUGAUGUAUGUGAUCAGCUAAAAAAGAAUAAGUACUAAAAAAAAAUGAGUAAUAUAACUUUUUUGUCAAUUAUUUUAGUAUUGAAAAUAAUAUAACAAUAAAAAUUAUCUAAUUAAUAUAAAAAUAAA
This is a messenger RNA of Solenopsis invicta (red fire ant), 1007 nucleotides long. RefSeq lists its product as uncharacterized. Bases 360 to 917 code for a protein of 185 amino acids. The transcript has 5 exons. The record is from RefSeq and is a predicted model, not a curated record. Lineage: Eukaryota; Metazoa; Arthropoda; Insecta; Hymenoptera; Formicidae.